Messenger RNA from Orycteropus afer afer, 1326 nucleotides. RefSeq names its product sequestosome 1 (gene SQSTM1). NCBI's taxonomy places the organism in Eukaryota, Metazoa, Chordata, Mammalia, Tubulidentata, Orycteropodidae. Gene Ontology annotation, cellular component: amphisome; aggresome. The record is from RefSeq and is a predicted model, not a curated record. Gene Ontology annotation, molecular function: K63-linked polyubiquitin modification-dependent protein binding; protein kinase C binding; zinc ion binding. Gene Ontology annotation, biological process: aggrephagy; mitophagy; endosome organization.
GCUAUGGCGUCGCUCACCGUCAAGGCCUAUCUUCUGGGAAAGGAGGACGCGACCCGCGAGAUCCGCCGCUUCAGCUUCUGUGUCAGUCCCGAGCCCGAGGCAGAAGCCGAGGCCGCGGCUGGGCCCGGACCCUGCGAGCGGCUGCUGAGCCGUGUGGCCGCCCUGUUCCCCGUGCUGCGGCCGGGCGGCUUCCAGGCGCACUACCGCGAUGAGGAUGGAGACUUGGUUGCAUUUUCCAGUGAUGAGGAGCUGACAAUGGCAAUGUCCUAUGUGAAGGAUGACAUCUUCCGGAUUUACAUAAAAGAGAAAAAAGAGUGCCGGCGGGACCAUCGCCCCCCUUGUGCUCAGGAGGCACCCCGCAACUUGGUGCACCCCAAUGUGAUCUGUGAUGGUUGCAAUGGCCCCGUGGUGGGGACUCGCUACAAGUGCAGCGUCUGCCCAGACUAUGACCUCUGUGCUGCCUGUGAGGGGAAAGGCAUGCACAGGGAACACAGCAAGCUUGCAUUUCCCAGCCCCUUUGGGCACCUCUCUGAGGGCUUCUCUCACAGCCGCUGGCUCCGGAAGCUAAAACAUGGGCACUUUGGUUGGCCAGGCUGGGAAAUGGGUCCACCAGGCAACUGGAGCCCACGUCCUCCUAGGGCAGGAGAUGCUCGCGCCAGCCCCAUGACGGAAUCAGCUUCUGUUCCCUCAGAGGAUCCCAGCGUCAACUUCCUGAAGAAUGUAGGGGAAAGUGUAGCUGCUGCGCUUAGCCCUCUGGGCAUUGAAGUUGAUAUUGAUGUGGAACAUGGAGGGAAAAGAAGCCGCCUGACACCCGUCUCUCCAGAUAGCUCUAGCACAGAGGAGAAGUGCAGCUCACAGCCAAGCAGCUGCUCCUCCGAACCCAGCAAACCAGAGGGCAACGUGGAGGGCAUGGCACAGUCCCUGGCAGAACAAAUGAAAAAAGUCACCCUGGAGCCUGUAGGGCAACCUGAGGAACAGAUGGAAUCUGAUAACUGUUCAGCAGGAGAUGAUGACUGGACUCAUUUGUCCUCAAAAGAAGUGGACCCGUCUACUGGUGAGCUCCAGUCUCUGCAGAUGCCAGAAUCUGAAGGACCUAGCUCUCUGGACCCUUCCCAGGACGGCCCCACAGGGCUGAAGGAAGCAGCACUAUACCCACAUCUUCCACCAGAAGCUGACCCCCGGCUGAUUGAGUCCCUCUCCCAGAUGCUGUCCAUGGGUUUCUCUGAUGAAGGUGGCUGGCUCACUAGGCUCCUACAGACCAAGAAUUACGACAUUGGAGCUGCUCUGGACACCAUCCAGUAUUCAAAGCACCCACCACCAUUGUGA